Haliotis rufescens (red abalone) is the source of this 5236-nucleotide messenger RNA. RefSeq names its product solute carrier family 46 member 3-like. The transcript has 5 exons. The coding region runs from base 279 to 2159 and encodes 626 amino acids. The record is from RefSeq and is a predicted model, not a curated record. Lineage: Eukaryota; Metazoa; Mollusca; Gastropoda; Lepetellida; Haliotidae. Gene Ontology annotation, biological process: transmembrane transport. Gene Ontology annotation, cellular component: membrane. Gene Ontology annotation, molecular function: transmembrane transporter activity.
UCAAAAUCAAAGUUGCAAUUAUCAUGAAAACAUGAGUCGUGUAAUAGCUGGCACAAAAUAUGUGAUUUUAUAUUUCACGUUUACCAUGAUGCAAAUGUUCUUCGACUGGAAGUCUUUAACCAUGGUCAACAAGAGAUAACAGGGUCAGCUACACACACGGAGAGAUCAUUGGACAUGUGACGUAUAUGACAUAUCAUAUCAGCUAUAUGAUACCUGACAUAAACAGAACAACACAUCUGUAGUAGAUGUAACACAUACCCACAUCAGCAGCAGCAAAGAUGGGCGAGAGGACACCCCUACUGGGAAGAGAUCUAGAAAGGACUCCUGGCGGUAAAAUCCAAUUCUCCGAGUCCACAGAAGACUGCGAUCCACUCAGUCGUAGACAGAUAUCCUGGGACGAUAGCAUCGCCAGUGUAGGAGCAAGGGAUGUCGAGGAUGUCUAUGUUAGAGUCAGACCAAAGUCUGCACCACCGCUCCGACAUUCGGCAGAAUCAGAUGAUAGUGAUGAUGGAUGGACUCAGAGCUUGAAACGCCGAAGACCCCAAACAAGCCUUGAUGAAAGGACUGCGAUAGACCCAGAUGAGAUCUGUAGGAUCCUCAAUAGACAAAGGAGCGGUGGAAGUGAGGAUGAGGUUUUCCUGGACAAAGAGGCGAACAAAGGCAAGGUCACUGCCAAGGUACAGGUAAUGAAUUUAGUGUUGCUGAACAUUAUUCAGAUCAUCUGGACCAUUGCUAACCACAUGCACGCUCCCGUAUAUUCACAAUACCUUUAUCGACGAAUACUGGAUGAAGUGCUAGGUAACAGCACACUACCGUCAGGACACAAUUCAAGUACCUUGAACGCCACUCAGUGCUAUAAACCCUCCAGUAAUACGAGCGACUCUAACAGCAACAGCGGGUACUCUCUUCAAGAAGAAGCACAAAAACUUGCAUCUCAGAUGAACAUGUACUUUUCCUUGGUCAGCUGUGCGUUUUCCCUAGUCAGCACCGUUCUAUUCGGUGCCUACUCGGAUUAUUUUGGAAGAAAGAUGCUGUUCCUGCUGCCCUUGAUAGGACAUUUGAUAGAUUAUAUUCUAGUGACAAUAACCAUACAAUGGUCUCUUGACAUCAGAAUAUUUUUUCUUACAGCAGUUCUAACUGGCGUUUGCUCAUCUGAGAUUUUCGUCAUUGCAUGCAGCGCAUUCGUUGCUGACAACACGCCACCUGAAGGGUCUCGAACCGUUGCUCUUCUUGCUACAACCAUUACCGAGUCACUGACGGGGGCCGCCUUGUCCACCGGCGUGGGCUACUACAUACAACUUCAAGGAUUCGUCCUUCCUUCCCUCACUGCAGCAGCCAUCCUACUGCUCAACAUACUGGCUGUUGUAUUCAUCCUCCCGGGGAAGAGAAAGGUAGCCGCCGCAUCCAAACUACGGAAGAAGAAACUCGAGGAGAGAAAAUUUCUUACUCCCCUUAAAGCUGUGCGGAACGUGUUUAGCUUUUACUUUUUCGAAGGUACAGUCAAACUGCGAGUAAUGUUUUCAUUGGCAUUGGUUGCAUAUUUCCUCCACGAAAUUGCUGGAAAAACUGGCAACAUUGGUACACUAUGGGAGAUGAACUACCCUUUCUGUUGGAGCCCAGAGAUGAUGGGGUACUAUAGCACGGCAUCCUCCAUAUUCGCUGAGGUAAUAAAACUCCCUCUCUUGAAGCUGUUUCAAUGCUGCUUCAACGAUCGGUUCAUCGCCAUUUGGAGCAACAUCGCCUACACAGGAGGAAUUGUUUUGAAGGCAUUUGCUUAUGACAACUUCAUGAUGUAUGGAGUGGCCUUCAUAUCAGCAUUUGAUUUGUCAGUUUCGACGAUAAUUAAAUCCAUGGUAUCGAGCAUGGCCGGGGCUGAUCGACAAGGUGCUGUGUUCUCAAGCUUAGCCAUUGCCAACAUCAUUACCUCGAUAACUGGGACGCCCAUGUUUAGCGAGAUCUACAAGUAUACGUUGGACAUCUUUAAGGGAGUUACCUACCUUGUUUCUGCGGGACUUCAGUGUACGGCCACCAUCUGUCUGAUUGGGUUCGCUGUGCUCGGCAAGAUGGGGUACAUGCAACAGACGGAGAUCAUCAACAUACAGGAUAACAAGGAGCCCACACCAAGCACAGCCACAGCAGAAGAAGAUUCGAAAGUUUAGAGAAUGACUCUACUUGUUCCAGUUCAAGGAAUGCCUUGUGUCUACACAGUUAAAAUUAUGGGGAACGGAGCUUCCAGUACAACAACGCAGGAUGUACCCCCAUGUCCGCCAACAUCACUGACAAACAGUCAUGGGUAGCGCCGUGAGAACAAUGUUUUGAGGUCAAUGUAUUUUGUAUUGAAUGUCUUCCGAUUAUAACAUACACUAAAAAGUUGUAACUGGACUUGGUAGCCCAAUAUAAGAUAGCUACGCGAUAAAUCGAAAAGGACAAUGAAGAACAAUGUGGUUUAUUUCAUGAUAAAACAUUGUCAUGACGUCCUUUCUGGAGAUUCUGACAUGCGCUCGCAACUUCAUGACGUCGUAAGUUUGACGACGUAAUUUUGGAGAGGGAAGUGUGUUGUGAAUUGUUCCGCAUAGAUGAAGCAAGGCAACACAAAGAAACGCAAUGAUCGCAUCCAAAAGUGGGAGAGAUAUGACAAUCGAUAUUGGGAGAAAAGGAACAGAUAAUCGAAAAUUGUGAGAAUUUCUGGGAAGCACCAAACUUAAUCCCCCUGUAUUCAGAGAGUCGUCAUUAUUUAAAUACGGGUACAUAUUUUAAAGCUUGUGUAUUUUAUUAACAUUCUUAAAGAUGUUGUACAUAGUGUUGAUAUAUUGAAGGAAUAUGAGCGAGACAAGAUUGGGGGUUGAGGGUGGUAGUGAGGGGGGACGGUGGAUGGAUGAAGGAAUAGGGUCAGGAAACGAUUUAGGGAUUAUUGUGAGGAAUCAGAGAGGAAGGUACAUCACAAAUGGGCUUCACACAUUGUACCAAUGUCGGGAAUCGAAACCGGGUCUUCGGCGUGACGAGCGAACGCUUUAACCACCAGGCUAGCGCACCAUCCCGACAAUGAAGGGAAGAGACAGAAGCUUCGAUAUUUUUCGUUACAUGAACGUGUCUGUACAGGGGAUCUAUUUUCUUUUGUAUUUAUGUGUUUCUAAGAGAGACGUCUUUACAGACACAGGCCAAUGAGGGAUAGGGUGACCAAAACAGAUUUACAAGUUUACACAAUUUAUUGAAAGAUGAUAAAUGACAUGAACAGUGUAUUCAGUUAUGCUGAAGUUAUGUAUUGUCUGUGCGUCAAAAUCACUUUGGGAAUUUAGCUGCAGGAACAAGAAAAUGCAUGACACGUAUCUUAGUCAUGACGUGAAUACCGAGUGCGACGUUAAACAAUAUAGGACAUUAUAUUGUAUACUAACAGUGGUAACUGAGGUCAACGUAUCUCCUCUAAUCCUUAGGGGGCACGGGUGGCCCAGUCGUCUAAGGCGCCGCGAUUAAAAGCGGCGUUAAACCCAACUCACUCACUCACUUUAAUCCUUAUACAAGAACAUGUCUAGGCUAUUUGACAUGGUUUCAAACUGUCAACCCUGUUCGUUGAUGAUGUAAACACUGUUCCUUGAAGUCGAUGGUCGUUAUCCGUAUUAUCAAGUACUUGACAUGACUCGCGAGACACUGUAUCACACUUGACAUGCCACAAUUGAUGCACUUGGUAAUUGAAGACCAAAGUGCAGAAUGGGGCACACAGUGGCCAACAUAAAAACAUUUUGCUGACGUGAUAACACAAAUCCUCUGAUAUGAAAAAUGUCGCUUGGUCCCGUCUGUUUAAUAAAGGUCAUAGUCAUUAGACUUGAUCAGCAUAUUUCCUAAAUACAGUAAACUACGGUUAUAACUAACUCAAAGGGACCACUAAUUUUAGUUCGUAAUAACCGCAGUUCGUUAUAUGCAUAUAUACAGCAAAUGGCCGGGACCAAAAAAUAUGUUCGUUAUAAGCUUGUUCGUUAUAAACGUAGUUUACUGUAAUAAACAAAGAUUUCAAAUGCUUUAUAAUGCCCCGUGUUUGUAUUGAAUUGAUCCACCUUCUAAAUUGUGCCGUGAGUUUGUUUAUGGGUCUAUGGUGUUGUCCUAAUCUUUGACACAAGCACACGGAUAAACCCUAUUUGUACACAAAUUGACAUAAGAGGCGUCAGUGCAAAAGGAAGUCGUCCAGACUGAUUUAUUGAAUUCUAUGCAUAAUGCAAACAGAGGCAUCUCGAUAAAGUAAAUGCAUACGUUUCCUCAUGAUAAGACAGGUAUGCCACGCCCACAUAAGUUUCCUCAUGGUAAGACAGGUAUGCCACAUAACCCAUGUCUUCAUUCAACCCAGAUUCUCAUUUUCGUGCAUGAGUUGGGUUAGCGUUACUCUGAAAAGAAUUUCAGUUCUAUCGCGCAGUGUAGGCUUGAAGUGACAGGAACGCUGUGAGUGAUGAAGUUGUAAGACGUUCCAGAUCAGCAAAACACAUUUGUGACCUGUAUGUUGCUGACACAGCAAGACUAAAACCACGUUCUAUCCACGGAGGUGGUCCAGCCCUAUUUAGAGGCACCUGGCCAUGAUAGACAUCAUUCGAUUUCUGCUGAACCCUGGUGUGUGGCUAUGCACAUUAGAAUAAUUCUUUAAGUUCAAUGUGAUGAUAACAGAUUAAAUAGCUUUCAGAUAACAUACGAUAUGAUUGUGACAAGACAGUAUGACAAGAAGUAUGACGUCAACUUCCAAUAGUCGCCUUUCCCUUUAUGUCUAGCGGAGAUAGUAUGAACUUAUCAGUAAGUUUCAAACAGAGAUGAUACCAGGUAUUCACGAAAUGACACUCGCCACACACACAUUUCAUCGGACAUCAUUUUAGUCACUGAUAAGUCAAAUGGGGACGGGUUUUUUUAUUUCCUUGUAUACAAACCAUGUAUUAACAGCAAUGUCACCUUCAAUUGAUUUAAAGAAAACAAGAAAAAUAAACACUUCCUAUUCCAGAGUAUUAAAAUUUAAGUCUACAUGCCAUUUUAAUUUUAACAUUAUUAUCAACUUGAGGUGAUGAUGCAGUAUGUGAUUAAUUGAACUAUAGGUUUUAAAUUCUCACAAUUACUCUGAUCUUAUAGCCAGCAUGUGUAGACCCUAUUGUUCGUGAUAACCUUCAUUAAUGCAGCUGGGAAAGUCUGUAACAGUAACCCUGCAAACUGAAACACAUGAUAUAUGUCAAUCUCAUUCAAAUCAGAUCUAAAUUCUCGCUGCCGCUAA